AGAACACGUCGCCUCUUUUGUACUUUGGCCAAAGCGGUGCCCUCAAUGAGCACAUAUCCGACGUUUUCGGUAUCAUUGUAAAGCAGGUCGUCGAAAAGGAGGAUGCUGCUUCGGCUGACUGGCUCGUUGGUGAAGGUUGCAUUGCCCCUGGAGUCAAGGGCGUUGCCCUUCGGAGCAUGAAGGCCCCGGGGACAGCAUACGAUGAUCCCAGAUUUGGAAAGGAUCCUCAGCCAGACCAUUUCAAGUACUACAGGGCUACCUUUGAGGAUAAUGGGGGUGUUCACAUCUAUUCGGGGAUCCCCAACAAGGCCUUCUACCUCUGUUCAACAGCAUUUGGUGAAUGCACCUUCUUGGAGUUUGCAACCGCAACCAUCACCGCGGCCAGGUCCCAAUUCGGAGCGGAAGCCGCCAAGGUCGUUAAGAACGCUUGGAAGGCGGUCGGACCCGAGCCCUACAGAGCCGCAUACAGACGGUUCUGCGAGGAACGAACUUUCUUCAAAGACAUAAACCUCUCCAAGGAUGUCCGCUGGCCAUUAGCAACCGGGUCGCCUGUUAUGAGCUGGGAAAAAGUGUUUCUCCUCGCGCAGAUGCAGCUAAGUGGCGGUGAGUGGCCGUCCACCCUGCACAAGGCCCGCCGGAAGGAGCUCAUGGCGGAGAAGAAGGAUAUUUUCAAAGUUCUCAAUAGGAUCGUCCGUUGCACUAUAGACAUUGUCGGCUCAAAGAAAGAUGGGGAAGGGACGAGUUGUGGACUGGAACUCUUGCGAUGCCUGGAAGCUGGGUUCUGGGAGCUGCAGGGAGUAGAAAUUCGACAGGUCGUGAGCAUCGGACCCAAGAUGGGGGCAAAGCUGGCCGAGGCCGGCAUCACAACUACAAAGGUGCUAGCAAAGAUGGAAUCAUGGAAUAUGCAGCGGGUGAUGGGCAAGAACGUACCAUUUGCUACGGCCAUGUUCCAUAGGAUGAAGGUUUUCCCCAUCCUGGCCAUGGAUGUCACACAAGCCGGCCGUCUGCCAGAGGACGAGGGAGUGGCAGUCAUUAAAGCGUCUCUACGAUACGAAAACAAGCAGGUCCCGACUUGGAAGGGACUCGACAUAAGGGUGGUGUUCUGGGCGGAGAGGGAAUCUGACAAGACCCUGGUGUAUUUCUGGCGGCGCAAGAUUAGGCGGCUGGAGGGCACCAACGGCGUAGAUGUUGUCUUCGGGGCCGGGCUUCCAGCCGCCGAAUACGUGCGUUGCUACUUUUCCUGCGAGGAAGUUGUUGGGACGAUCGUCCAGCAAACCAUCGAAGACAACUAUAUGUACGUGUGCUCGCUUCUGAACGCCGCAGCUAGCACCGCCUGCCUCCUCCGGGCUUCGAGCUCCAAUGGUGCGGCUGACAAGGCCAACACGUAUCAGCACAUCUAA
Messenger RNA from Parascedosporium putredinis, 1400 nucleotides. The record is from the annotation of a GenBank genome assembly. NCBI's taxonomy places the organism in Eukaryota, Fungi, Ascomycota, Sordariomycetes, Microascales, Microascaceae.